Molecule: messenger RNA, 363 nt
Organism: Clunio marinus
Lineage: Eukaryota; Metazoa; Arthropoda; Insecta; Diptera; Chironomidae
Source: the annotation of a GenBank genome assembly
AUGGAAUGCCACAAAUUGCAGAGUAAAGCUUUAAAUUGUUCGUUGAUACAAGUAGAAAUUUUUACUCCAAAAUUUGAAACUGAUGGAGACGAAAAUUUCACAUUUAAAUUCUUAUUGAGCAAUUUAAAAGCAAAGUUAAUUAAAAAUUUUAUCCAUCGACAUCUGUUGACGCAUUUAUUCGAUAAAAUGAAAAGUAGUAAAGAACAAGAAUUAAAGUUUAAGCUAACAAUGAAAAAUGAUUUAAGACAAUUGGACAGUGCAAACUCAGAUGAAAGAUUCAUGUUCAAAAUAUUAUGCCUAACAUUCUUAACUGUUCAGGGAAAUUAUCUUAGGAAGAACGUUUUAAAUGUUUCUGAGAAAUAA